Molecule: messenger RNA, 375 nt
Organism: Pyricularia pennisetigena
Lineage: Eukaryota; Fungi; Ascomycota; Sordariomycetes; Magnaporthales; Pyriculariaceae
Exons: 3
Coding region: 1-375 (124 amino acids)
Molecular function (GO): calcium ion binding; enzyme regulator activity
Source: RefSeq, a predicted model, not a curated record
AUGGAGUCGCUCGGCUUGAGCUCCUCGGCCGCCGAAGCGCAGGAAAUUAUCAGCGAGAUAGACCAGAACAAGGAUGGCCAGAUCGACUUUCACGAGUUCCUUCGGGUUAUGUCGCAUCCCGAGACACACGAUGCCCUGGACCCCAGCGACAGGAAGAAGGACUCUAAAAAGGACGAGCGUGAGCUGCUGGCCGCCUUCAAGGUCUUUGAUUCGGACGGCAGCGGGUCCAUCUCCCCCGAGGAGCUGCGGCAUGCCUUGAGGCCCCUGGGUUAUACCCCGGCUGAGAUUGACGAAAUGAUUGCCCACGCCGACCUGGAUGGGAACGGUUCCAUCGACUACCAAGAGUUUGUCGAGCUCAUGUCGCAGAAGCAUUAA